CGUUCCGUGACAGUCUGUUUGUUUGUUUCACUCGUGGACUCUCUCACAACACACCUCUUUCUGGCUCUACAUCUUCCCCAUCUCUCUCUCUAGAUCCAUCAAUGGCUUCCGUCGUCGAAUCCGGUUGGCAGUACCUUGUGACACAUUUUAGCGACUUUCAACUGGCUUGCAUUGGGAGUUUCCUCCUCCAUGAAAGUGUGUUUUUCUUAUCUGGACUCCCUUUCAUUUAUCUAGAAAGGCAAGGCUUUCUCACCAAGUACAAGAUUCAGGCAAAAAACAACACACCUGCAGCCCAAGAAAAAUGUAUAACUCGCUUGUUGCUUUAUCAUUUCUGCGUAAACUUGCCCCUCAUGAUGGCCUCCUAUCCUGUUUUCAGAGCCAUGGGAAUGCGAAGCAGUUUUCCUCUACCGUCCUGGAAAGAAGUGUCUGCCCAGAUAUUAUUCUACUUCAUCAUUGAGGAUUUUGUUUUCUAUUGGGGUCAUCGGAUUUUGCAUACAAAAUGGCUGUACAAGACCGUCCACAGUGUUCAUCAUGAAUACGCCACACCGUUCGGUUUGACGUCAGAGUAUGCUCACCCCGCUGAGAUUCUGUUCCUGGGAUUUGCUACCAUAGUCGGGCCAACUCUCACCGGCCCCCACCUAAUUACUCUCUGGUUAUGGAUGGUGCUGAGAGUGCUUGAGACUGUUGAAGCACAUUGUGGCUACCAUUUCCCAUGGAGCCUCUCAAAUUUUCUUCCUCUCUAUGGAGGCGCGGACUUCCAUGAUUACCAUCACCGCCUCCUCUACACAAAGUCUGGAAACUACUCUUCAACUUUUGUGUAUAUGGACUGGAUCUUUGGUACCGAUAAGGGCUACAGAAGACUGAAAUAUCUUAAAGAAAACAGUGACUUGAAACAAACGUGAAAUCGCUAAGCUUGGAUAACAUUUGUCGAUGGAAUUGCGGAUUUGCGAGUUUCUGUUUGCAUCUCAGUGAAGGUCUUAUUCCGCAGCCUCGUUUUCUCCUUUUAUUUUACUUCCAUGCUGCUUGCUGCUGCUGUUUCUGCGUCUUAGUUUAUUAUGUGUUUAGAAAUGCUACAAAUGUGGCAAAAAUACAUUUGGUACAUUAGCAGGCGUUUGUGUUGGGCUUUUUAAGCAUUUGAUAUGAGUCAUCUAUUUGAUUUGUUGAUUAA
Messenger RNA from Brassica oleracea var. oleracea, 1168 nucleotides. Its product is annotated as methylsterol monooxygenase 2-2. NCBI's taxonomy places the organism in Eukaryota, Viridiplantae, Streptophyta, Magnoliopsida, Brassicales, Brassicaceae. Gene Ontology annotation, molecular function: iron ion binding; C-4 methylsterol oxidase activity. Gene Ontology annotation, biological process: 4-alpha-methyl-delta7-sterol oxidation; sterol biosynthetic process. The record is from RefSeq and is a predicted model, not a curated record. Bases 102 to 902 code for a protein of 266 amino acids. The transcript has 7 exons.